Aethina tumida (small hive beetle) is the source of this 2353-nucleotide messenger RNA. It is a transcript of the gene Nnp-1, whose product is annotated as ribosomal RNA processing protein 1 homolog. NCBI's taxonomy places the organism in Eukaryota, Metazoa, Arthropoda, Insecta, Coleoptera, Nitidulidae. Gene Ontology annotation, biological process: rRNA processing. The record is from RefSeq and is a predicted model, not a curated record. Gene Ontology annotation, cellular component: preribosome, small subunit precursor; preribosome, large subunit precursor; nucleus. The transcript is spliced from 6 exons. The coding region runs from base 44 to 2230 and encodes 728 amino acids.
AAAGUUAGUCAAGUGUGUUGUUGAUCAAAACACACGUGAAAACAUGAAACCGCCGACGACAACCGCCAAUAAUGAUAAAAAGACGCUUGUUGUCGUCCAAGAGCUGAAAAUGGCUCGUUUCUUGGCCGGCAAUGACAAAUCGUCGCGUGAUCGUGCUCUAAAAAGCCUCACCAAGUGGUUGAAACAACGCUCCGAAACUUUCGCCUUUACCGAAGAUGAUUUUAUGAGAAUUUGGAAAGGUUUGUUUUACUCUAUGUGGAUGUCGGACAAACCGUUGAUCCAGGAAGAAUGUGCGGAAAACAUAUCCAAGUUGUUGAUCCACUUUUCUUCUGUGCACGAUUCCAUGAUGUUUUUUAAAGCGGGCCUGGAAACGUUAUGCAACGAAUGGUUCGGUAUUGAUCAACUGAGACUGGACAAAUUCCUUAUGCUAACAAGGAGACUUUUGAGACAAGCCAUCACAGUGUUGAGAAACAAUAAGUACAGUAAAAAAGAUGUGGACGAGUUUGGUGGUGUUUUGUCCAGUACAAUUUUGAAUACAGAUAGGAAACCACCGUUAGGACUGUUUAUGCAUUUUACAGAAAUAUUCUUGGAAGAAUUGGCAAAGGUGGGAAAUGGUAACAUCAAUCCAGAUAGAGUGAUCGACUUUUUGCGGCCGUUCAUUCUUAAAAUGUCGACUUCGAAUGACGGUCGUGAGAUCGCUCGUAUACGCAAAUUCAUUUUUACCGAUUUAAUUCGACAAACCGAUCUAGGUAUGGAGUAUCAGGAAAAAUACGACGCCUGGAAGCGAGAGGGAUUUCCCGGCAGCAUCGAUUCGAUGCAAAAAGUACUUGUAGAUGAUGCCGACGACGACGACGACGACGACGACGACGACGAUGACAAAGGAGGAGAGAAACAAGAGGAAGAUACUGGUAAAAAGGAAGAGGAGGAGAAAGUGUUGGAUCCGAGGGCCGGAAGAGUGAACGUUGAACUGCCGCAGAUCAAGUUCUCUCCCAAACUAAUUGUUAAGGCACUGAACGAAGUUAAGUUCGAUAAAAAAUCUACAACGAAAGCGAGAAAGAUGAUCGGCGUGUUAUCCGAGCAAUUUCAGAAGCUCUCCAAAGGUGUUUAUCCGCUUGGUAUUAAACAGCUGAAUCUCCCGAAAGACGAUUACGACGCGAGCAUCAAGAAAGCGGUCAACAGACUCGUAAAAUUUGAAAAGAAAUUAAUGGGGCCGGCAGGAAACGAUAAAAAGCGGAAGAAGAAGAACCAUGAUGACGACGUCGACGCGACAAAGAUUAAGAAAAAAGUACAAAAUCAGUCAAAGAAUGAUGAUGAACUGCUGGAGGAAAUCGAUGAAGAGGAACUUGACAAGUUUAUAAAAAAAUCAGAGGCAAAAAUUUCAAAGGCGAGAAAAUACGAGAAGAAUUAUCAAAUCGGUACGCCGUUAAGAAAGAAGACGACCAUUCAAAAAGCCAAACAUAGAAUCACGAAAAAAAAAAGUCUGGCCCAAAAAGCGGAGUUCAUUUUCAAACGAAAUUCCGGAAUCUGGUUUGUUUUUAAAGAAGGCGGCGAAACCACCACUACUACUACUACCACUCCUACUGAUGACGCAACAAAAAAAGGCGACUCCCAGUUCGACGUUUCCAAUGCAGACUUGGGUAAUUUUUUGGAGACAAAACUUGAUGUGAAUACCAAGGUGUCUCCUUCUGACAAGCAAGCUAACAAUACAUCUCCAUCCAGGAGACCAAAGGGCGGUAGUCAGUCCCAAUCUCCACAUAAAAGUCCUGUAACAGAGUUGACCGCAACGAAAUUGUUUACGACACCAGACAAACCUGAAUUGUUCCCGAAAAGUGAAUGGGACGAACCACCCAAAGAAGGCGAGUACGAAAUUUGCAUUCCCGCUAAAAAGUACGUCAACAAACUAAAAGUGGAAGCGAAGAAGAACAAUCAAAACGUGCAGGAAUUAAUCAACGAAACAAUUUCCAAAAUCAAGGGAAAGAACAGGUUCUCUUUGGACUCGAAACUGGUGAAAAACCCGUAUUCCGGAACCGGUUCGUCGUCUGCUCAAAAAGGUAACAAAAAGGUGAAAAUCAAUAUGAAACUGAACAGAAGUCAAGAAAUACACGAACAUGUCGCGCAGAUUCUGAAUUCCCCCAAAAUUCCGUACGACGCUAACAAAAAGCCCCUGAAACCUUUAUUAAAAUCGAGCGUCAAUUCGACGCCGAUCAAUCCGUUUUACAAGAAGAAAUGAGAAUUUUCAUUGAAUUUAUUGUUCAUUUCGUUUGUGCGCCAACAAACGAGAAACAAACAAACAUUUUAUAUUAUGUGUGUAUAAUUAUGAAGUUAAAUUAAUACAUUUUGUUGUAUUUGGUUA